AUGCAAACUUUUGUUAACGCGCUGAACACCAGUCUUAUCCCAGGCCCAGAUCGACGAGGUGCUGAGGCAUGGUUGCAGAGCGCCACUGCCCAGCCGGGCAUGUUACCCUUGGCUUUGACCGUUAUACAGAAUGUUUCUUUACCAUCGACGACGCGGCAGCUGGCAGCGGUGUGGGUCAAGAACACCUGCAAGGCUAUCUGGGGGGGCGAGAGUGAAGAUCCCGUACCUCCAGACGCGGAUGUAGUGGCACUCAAAGGGCAACUCGUACCGCUGACCGUCUCGCUUGGUUCUCAAUCAUCGCAUCAAGCAUUGCUUGCUGAAGCUGUGUCCAUUAUCGCUGCCGUGGAAUUUCCCCAAACAUGGCCCGAUCUCAUGGACCAGUUAGUGGCAUGUCUGUCUCCCACCGACUGGGCAGCGAAUGCUGGCGUGAUGGAGAUUGCCCACUCUGUCUUUCUCCCAUGGAGAAGCAUGACACGCAGCGAUGAGCUAUUCCUGGCUAUCAAGACUGCGCUGGAUAAAUUCUGUCCUCCAUACAUGGCCGUCUUCACCCAGGUUGACGCUCACCUUGAACAACCUUCAUCCAGCGUGCCCGUACCGCUGCUCGGAAAGACGCUUCACUCUAUGCUCCAGAUAUACCUGGAUCUCAACUCUCAAGACCUUCCGGAAUUCUUCGAGGACAACAUGGGCUAUUUUAUGGGCAACGAUGGGCGAGGCGGUGUGCUGCUCAAGUAUUUGGCCUUUGAGCGACCCGAGCUGAAAUCUGACGAUGAAGACACCCCAGGGCUGCUGCAGAAGAUUCCAUCUACCAUUUGUGAGAUCGCCGAAUUAUAUGCCAUGAAGUAUCAUGAAGAAUUCAAGGAGCUUCGCACAUUUGUUGGUGCAGUUUGGGAGCUGCUUGGAAAAUUAAACAAAGACGCCAGAAACGACAUGCUGGUCAACCAAGCCCUGCAUUUCUUAGGCGUGGUCGUGAAGAUGGGCAUCCACCGCGAAUUUUUUGACAACGCAGACAUUCUUAGAGGGUUCUGCGAGAGGAUCAUUUUGCCCAACAUUAUUCUUCAAGAGAAAGAAGAAGACAUGUUUGAAGACGAUCCCCUUGAAUAUAUUAGACGAGAUCUAGAGACUGCCACUGACGCCACGACUCGACGACAGUCCGCCACCGAAUUUACCAGAGCCGUGAUGGAACAUUUUGAAGGCCCUAUUACCACCAUGCUCAUGCCAUAUAUCAAUCAAAACCUUGAACAAUACCGUGCAAAUCCGUCUGAGAACUGGAAGUACAAGGACACUGCUAUCUGCCUUCUUACUGCCAUUGGCUCCCGUGGAGGAACUGCACAUCAAGGCGUCACUUCCACAAACGCCAUGGUUGACGUCGUCCCUUGGUUUGGCCAGAACGUGCUUGUCGAUCUGCAAGCGCCGCCCGAUACUGUGCACCCGAUCAUUCAAGUGGACGGUAUCAAAUUCCUCCAUACGUUCCGAAAUCAACUAACAAAAGAACAACUUGUCACCGUCUUGCCACUCGUGGUCCAUCAUCUCUCAUCUAGCAAUUAUGUGGCAUCGUCUUACGCAGCUAUCGCUAUCGAACGAAUUCUCUUCAUAAAAAAGAGCGGCCAAUUUAUGUUUGGUCCAACGGACAUGCAUGACCUCACCCUCCCAAUCCUACAAACCAUCCUGCAAAAGAUCAUCUCUGGACAAACCCCUGACAAAGUGGCAGAGAAUGACUACCUUAUGAAGUGUGUGAUGCGGGUAAUACUUACCGCUCGGCAGACACUGGUGCCAAUCUAUGCAGAUAUUCUGAACUCACUGGUGACCAUCAUCGGUAUCAUCUGCGCCAAUCCCAGUAAUCCCAUGUUCAGCCAAUAUUGCUUUGAGAGUUUAUCCGCAUUAGUCAGAUUUAUCACCGCCGCACAGCCUGUCACCGUUUCCCAAUUUGAGACCGCGCUAUUCCCUGUCAUUACCGGUAUAAUGCAGCAGGAAGCCGCCGCGGACUUCAUCCCAUACGCCUUCCAGAUAUUGUCGCAACUUCUAGAAGCCCACACUGGCGAUCUACCCCCUGCGUACAACGAUGUCUUACGCAACAUCGUUUUGUCACCACAGCAAUGGCAGGCGAAGGGCAGUAUCCCCGCUUUAGUGCGUCUUCUCAAGGCAUUUCUUCAAGCUGCAGGGAGGAACAUGGAAGCCAGCGGAGCACUCAAACUGGUUUUUGGCCUUCUACAACAACGAUUGUUCCCGUCGAAAUUGUAUGAUGGGUUUGGAUUCGAGAUUCUUCAGACUAUCAUAGUAACCGUACCUCCCGAACACUUCCAGCCAUAUAUUAGCAGCACCCUGAUGACCAUCCUUCAUCGUCUUAUGGGACAGCGGUCUGCGAACCUCUACUACUACUGGAUGUACUUUGUCGCAUAUGCAUCUGCAGUUCAGGUGGAGGGUUUUUCUCCUGACUUCAUCAUCACGACUCUAAACACCAUUCAAGCCGGGAUAAUGGCACCCUUGCUCAAGUCUGUCAUUACCCCGGAGUUGCCAAGAACGCAGGUAAAACAUCGGAAGGUUGUUGUUGUGGGGUACACGAGACUUCUUACACAAUGUCCGCUUUUGCUGCAAGAACCUAAUGUCGAAGCUUGGCCGACGACGUUGGAGGCAGUCCUGCAGCUAUUCGAAGGAAGCCAAGCAGUGUCAGCGGAGAAGGAAGAGGAUGUAGCGGACUUUGAUGUGGAACCUGGGCAGGAGAUGUACCAAGCGUCGUUCUCCAAGUUGUCCGCCUCUGCGGUGAAGGAGGCGGACCCUGUGGGGUAUGUGAAUGAUCCUCGGGUGUACCUGAGCGAGCAAUUGGCACAGCUGUCCUCGGCCAAGCCUGGGGUGGUGAAGCCGUUGAUGGAGAAGGUGCAAUAUUCGGUGAGGAACCAGUUCAUGGCGACGAACGGCCACUCUAUUUGAUACCCCGAUUUUGACUGAGCGGAGAUUCGCGUCGGAUAACCAC
Molecule: messenger RNA, 2968 nt
Organism: Dacryopinax primogenitus
Lineage: Eukaryota; Fungi; Basidiomycota; Dacrymycetes; Dacrymycetales; Dacrymycetaceae
Product: importin alpha re-exporter
Exons: 14
Coding region: 1-2925 (974 amino acids)
Biological process (GO): protein export from nucleus; protein import into nucleus
Cellular component (GO): cytosol; nuclear envelope
Molecular function (GO): small GTPase binding; nuclear export signal receptor activity
Source: RefSeq, a predicted model, not a curated record